UUUAAACUCGACUGCAUUUAAAGCAGAUAAACAGAAGAAGACUUGGUGGUUUAAAGUGCAGGUUUGUUUCCUGUGAUGUCCAGACUCUAGAAAACUUCAGCAGGAGGAGGGUCGACUCUGGAGGUCCACGCGGUCCGGUUUGGUCCGGGUCAGGAGCUGAUGGGGUCUCUACAGGCGUUCGUGGAGGAGAGGCGACUCCGAGCGCCGUUCAUCAUCACCUGUGUGGGAAGCGUUACCAAGGCAACGCUCCGGCUGGCCAACGCCACAGCAACAAACACAAACGAGGUGAUCCACCUCAGCGGGCGGUUCGAGAUCGUCUCUCUGGUCGGCACUCUGAACCGAGACGCCCACGUCCACAUCUGUCUGUCGGACGGCGAGGGCCGGACGGUCGGGGGUCACGUGAUCGGAGACCUGGAGGUGUUCACCACGGCCGAGGUGGUCGUCGGCAACGCGGUGGACCUGCAGUUCACCAGAGAGAUGGACGAUCGGACGGGUUUCCCCGAGCUCGUGGUUCAAACGCACAAAUCUGACAGUUGAAGGAGUAAAAACAGGUUCAACAGAAACAGUUGCUGUCGUUUAUUAUGUGGGAAAGAUUAUAUUUAUAUCAUGUUGUAAAAGGUUUCCACUGGGAGAAAUAAAAGAACAGACCGACCAUAGCGUAAAAGUACUUCACAACAAGUAAAAGUAAUUUCAAAUCUUACUUAUCGUUUUCCAAGAUGGCUCUGAUGUUUACAUGCACAUGAAUUUAUUGAAAUAUAAAAGUCCUCAGAGAUUCCUGCAGAAUUCAAAUACAUCGGCAUAACUGUCCGAAAAUACGUGAACAUAAAUGGAAUUGGUGACGAGAGGUGCCUGCGCAGAGCCCAAAGGAUAUUAAAAGACUAGAGAUACAGAAGAAUCAGCUGACGUAUCACCAGACUACAGCAGCAGUGUUUUGUUUUUCUUGUGUAGCAUUAAGGGACUACAACUCGUAUUUCUGUGUUGCAAAAUGACAAUAAACAAUAAACAAACAUAGAUAAAC
Molecule: messenger RNA, 1018 nt
Organism: Anoplopoma fimbria (sablefish)
Lineage: Eukaryota; Metazoa; Chordata; Actinopteri; Perciformes; Anoplopomatidae
Product: bifunctional protein GlmU-like
Exons: 3
Coding region: 160-537 (125 amino acids)
Source: RefSeq, a predicted model, not a curated record